Molecule: messenger RNA, 2947 nt
Organism: Phymastichus coffea
Lineage: Eukaryota; Metazoa; Arthropoda; Insecta; Hymenoptera; Eulophidae
Gene: Ubc4
Product: ubiquitin-conjugating enzyme E2-22 kDa
Exons: 6
Coding region: 605-1207 (200 amino acids)
Biological process (GO): proteasome-mediated ubiquitin-dependent protein catabolic process; protein polyubiquitination
Cellular component (GO): nucleus
Molecular function (GO): protein binding; ubiquitin conjugating enzyme activity
Source: RefSeq, a predicted model, not a curated record
UGAACAGUCGGACAAUAGUCGCUGACCAGCUGUACGUACCAGUGUGAAUUGUUUUUUCGAAGCGCUUCAUUGAUCUCUUACGUGUAAUUGUACCGUUUUUGAAACACGUUAAGCUUUGGAGAGUGAAAGUCAUUCAAGCCUGACUUUACUCUGAAGUCGGAAUAGUCGACGAAGUAAAAAAACUCAAGUUUUGUAGAGUAGUAACGACGAGAGCGCAAGUUUGCGCUAGUAUCGUGCACGCGCCUGUUCUACACGCUUGCAUCUACACACGUAUGAACGCGCUCGCACAUAUUCACGCACACAUUGGCCUACUACCAUACCAAGUUUCUACUUCGCCUGUGUCUGCAAAAGAAGCAACGUGUUGAUUUGAAUCGACUGAGAAGUGCCAGCAACAGAGCCAGGUUCAAUAUCGUGCGUGUAUGUGUGCAGACGAGGAGAUCAGGACAAUGACAGACUGCUACUGACUAGCCUUAUUCUCAUUGUUUUCCUUUGAUCAUCGUCGUUUCGUUAUAGUUGUGCAGUCGACAUAGUUAAUCAGAAAGAUUUUCGCCAUUGGCCAUUCAAAUUGAUCGACGAAUAGAGACUAGUUUUUAGGCAGCGAGUCAUGGCGACGAACAUCGCGGCCCAGCGGAUCAAGCGAGAAUUUAAAGAGGUUAUAAAGAGCGAGGAGGUUGCACAAUGUUCAAUAAAAGUUGAAUUGGUAAAUGACAGUUGUGUUGAGCUGAAAGGUGAAAUUGCUGGACCACCUGAUACACCAUAUGAAGGAGGAAACUUUAUACUCGAAAUCAAAAUUCCAGAGACUUAUCCAUUUAAUCCACCAAAAGUUCGUUUUAUAACAAAAAUAUGGCAUCCAAAUAUAUCCUCAGUUACAGGAGCAAUUUGCUUAGAUAUAUUAAAGGACCAAUGGGCAGCAGCUAUGACUUUAAGAACUGUUUUAUUAUCUCUACAAGCUCUACUGUCAGCAGCUGAACCAGAUGAUCCACAAGAUGCAGUGGUAGCAAAACAGUACAAAGAUCAGCCAGAAAUGUUUCGUCAAACUGCUAAACAUUGGACAUCUGUUUAUGCUGGAGGACCAUGUAAAAUGCCAGAGUUGGAUGAAAAAAUUAGGCGUUUGACAGACAUGGGUAUAGAAGAACACAAUGCACGAGUAGCAUUGUCCUCUUACAAUUGGGAUUUAGAACGUGCCACAGAACAACUUUUUAGUUAGUGACGACUUAAAAGCAAUUGUUGUAUAUUUAUACAUCAUCCAUUUCAUAUUUUGAAAUGUUUUACGAACAACUAUACCAUUAAAUUUUUUUCGGCAUAGCAAAUUUUGACAGAUAACAUGCAUUUGCUAUGGUAAUAUUCCAAUGAAAUAUUUUUGGGUGAGCAUAAGUCCUAUUGAUAAUUGUUUAUUUAUUUUGUAAAAUAGGUAUGAAAAAAAUGAAGAAACAGUAAAAUAAUAGAAAUAUUCAUGAAGAAAUUUUGGGUCGGUGUACUUUAAGAACAGUUAAUUAAAAUAUGAGCAGAUCAUUUUUUGAUGUUUUCUGCUCAGAGUUGUAUAGAAAAAGUUUACAGGAAAUGCUUCUUCUUAAAAGCAACUUUUGUGAGCUUUAAUUGUUUUCCUUUUAUAUCAUACAGUGUAACUUUGUAUAUGUGAUAUUGAUUUAGUUGCUGGGCCAUCUGGCCAAUCUGUUUUGAAAAAAAAUAUUUAUAAUAAAAUCUACCGCUAUGAUUUAUAAAUUAUCAUUUUUUUUUCUUUUUUCAUCAAAAAUUAUUUUCCAAAAUAGACUAUAUCUUUGAAUACUAUUUUAAUUUUACUAAUAAUUUGAUUAUUAAUAUUCUUAAAUUUUUUGUAUUAUAAUUUGUAAACCACUAUUAUUAAAAGAAAUGGUGGGAAAAUAUUUUUUUCGUUUUAAUGCUUCAUGUAAACGUUAAAUAAUUUUGUUAUUCCAAUGAAUGAAUUCAUUAAUAUAACAAACUAGAUCAACUGUAGAAUUAUAUAAAGUGCACGCCUCAGCGUAAUAUAUAGUAAUAUAUUUUGCAUAUUUUUGGAUGUUCAACAAAUGGAAUUGUUUUUAAUAUGUAAUUUGUUCAUAAGGAAUUUGGGGUAGAAAAGAGCAAUAAAGUGUACCUCGUUGUUUAAAUGAGUGGUUUACAUUCCAAAUACAAAAGUAAUGUUGUAUUUAUUGCUCUUAUCGCCAAAUUAUCAAAUAUAGACUAACAAUCCGGUAUUUUUAAAUAUUUUAUAAUAUUGCAAAGUAAAGUGCUGAAAUUUCUGAAAUGGCAAAUAUAUUUGAAAAUAACCUUGCCAAUUGUUUUAAAGCAUAUAUAAUUUUGUAAUAAUAAUUUAUAAUAAACUACUCCUUUUUUAUUUAUUCUAAAAUAUUUCCAUUUUGUAAUAUUUAUUUUUCAAAACUUGAUAUGUUCAAGUAAAAACCAAUCAGUCAAGAAAAAUAAAUUACUUGCAAAUAGAAUUAUUUUAUCAGUUUUUUUAUUUGUUAUCAUUAUUAGUAUAAAAUGUAUUACUUACUUAAAUUACCGAAUAUUACAAAUUUUUAUGAAAAAUUUACUCAGCUUUAUUCUUAAAAGUAUUACUUUCAGUCUUUGUCUUAUUAAUUUGUUUACAUUUUUAAUUUAUUCUGAAAAAAUUGGCUCUACAUUUUUACAGCACUCGCACUUCCGAAAAAAUAAAUUAUCCUUACUUAUUGUUUAAUAGAAAAAUUUAAUUUAUCAUUUACAAACAUACAAUCGCGUCUUAAUGAAAAAAACUAUAAGAAUUUAUAUACAUAUCUUCAGUCAAAAGAAAAUAUAAACAUAGUCUCUGAUGGCUCAGCCAUAAAUAUAAACCAGUUUGCAAUUUUAUCAUCGAAAAUUUCAAGUAUGACAAAAUAGUUGAAGUUUAUUCCUGGUAAGUACAGCUUGAUACACAUCACUUCCAGUUUCAAAGGCGCAAACAUCAAGUACG